Messenger RNA from Drosophila albomicans, 428 nucleotides. RefSeq names its product transmembrane protein 258 (gene kud). NCBI's taxonomy places the organism in Eukaryota, Metazoa, Arthropoda, Insecta, Diptera, Drosophilidae. The transcript is spliced from 2 exons. Gene Ontology annotation, biological process: protein N-linked glycosylation. The record is from RefSeq and is a predicted model, not a curated record. Gene Ontology annotation, cellular component: membrane-bounded organelle. Bases 132 to 368 code for a protein of 78 amino acids.
ACUCCUAACAAUCGAUAAGCAAUCGAUUUUUGAAUAGCAACCCUAAAACGCUACAUAGGCCGGGCCACGUACAAGAAGAAAAUAAUAUAAAAUUCAAUUAAACCAAGAACAAUAAAUAAUAAACCCGAAUCAUGGAGGCUAUGCAACGUUACGUUUCGCCGGUCAAUCCAGCCGUUUUUCCCCACCUUGCCUCUGUGCUGCUCAUCAUUGGAACGUUCUUCACCGCCUGGUUCUUCGUUUUUGUGGUGUCGCGAAAGAACACAAAGGAGAGCACACUGAUCAAAGAGUUGUUGAUCAGUCUGUGCGCCGCUAUAUUCCUCGGCUUUGGCAUUGUGUUUCUUCUACUCACGGUUGGCAUUUAUGUAUGAACAACAACAUUCCUCUCUAAAUGUAUUUGGCAAUAAACAUAAUAGAUUGUAUAUUUGUAA